Drosophila serrata is the source of this 3285-nucleotide messenger RNA. RefSeq names its product hyperpolarization activated cyclic nucleotide gated potassium channel Ih (gene Ih). NCBI's taxonomy places the organism in Eukaryota, Metazoa, Arthropoda, Insecta, Diptera, Drosophilidae. The record is from RefSeq and is a predicted model, not a curated record. Gene Ontology annotation, biological process: potassium ion transmembrane transport; regulation of membrane depolarization; sodium ion transmembrane transport. Gene Ontology annotation, molecular function: voltage-gated potassium channel activity. Gene Ontology annotation, cellular component: HCN channel complex; membrane.
GUAUUAGUUAAUGCCAAAAAUCGAAGCGGAAGUUACACCCACACCUGGAUACCUUCAAACACACACAGCCACGCCACCGCGGUCGCCAUGCCCAUGACAAGGCCAAGAAUUGCAGUUAGGGGCAACGCGGCGGGGCCAUCUCGGCGGCAAUAGCAAUAGCAAUACAUCAUAAAAAAAAACACCAACAAAAAUAUAUAUACCCCGAAAUAACGACACCACGUUACGUUGCGUUAACGAAGGUGGCGCGAGUGGUUCGAUGUGGUUCCAGUUCGAGACCAGGUGGUGACGUGACAGCAGCGGCGGCGACGGCGUGGGUUCAAGAAAAUGCACGUUAAACACACUCAGCGCCGAGUCAGCGGUCCUGGAGCCUUCGGAACCUUUACCAACGAUCAACGUGCCAGCCGCGACAACUUGUGCCCGGAGAUCGGCAGCAGCAGCAGCAGCAGCCAGCAUCAACAGCAGCCGCACCAUCAGCAGCGCCACUCGCACUCGCACCAGCACUUGGUGCGCCAGUCUCUGGUGAGUCUCAGCAACGGGCAGCCGGCGGCUUCAUCAUCUCCAGCGGCGCCGGACAGCGUCUCGCUGCUGCGGGCGUCGGGCGAUGAUCAGCACAGGUCCUCCCAGCAGCAGCAGCAGCAGCAGCAACAGCAUCUACUCCAGCAACAGGGUCAACGGCAGAGGAGCAGCAGCAGCCGGCUAUCCACCAGUGGCAUCUCCAAGCAAAACUCCAGCGACAGCAGGAGCGGCCUGCGCAUCCUCGAUCACAGCAGUCACAGUCCGGUGAGCUGUGGCACCCAAAGCGUGAGCAGCACUGGCGGCCAGUCGGCGCUCUACGAUGCCUGUCACGAGUAUUCGCGUAGCUUGAGUGCAGCGGCGGCGGCGUCGUCAGAAGGUGCAGCCGGAUCGCUGCUCAAGAGCCACUACAGUGAUCAGCAGUUGGCCCAUCCAGAGCCAGAUCCAGAACCGGAUCCGGAAAGGGAUAGAGAUAGGGAUCGGGACAGGGACAGGGAGCGAGAGAGACGCCAUCUGACCAACCUGAACCUCAACCUGAACAGCGAGUACGACUACAGUGGCAGCGACAAGCAGCAGCUGGUGAACGAGACUUACAUCUUCAAGUGCAUCGCCAAUAGUCCCUCGUUCCUGCGCACCAACAAGAUCAAGGAGCAGUCCAAGAAGCUGCGCAAUCUCUCCCUGAAGACACGCACAGCGAAGAAGAAGGGCCAGAUCAUCUCCAAGUCGAACGCGGUGUCGGAUAACUCACUGCAUCCGGGCGACAAGUACCUGAACUUGUAUCUGGUGGAGAAGAAGCAUUCGCUGCAGCCGCAGGUGGCCAGCUCCAGCUCUACGCCCCAUCCGCAGCAGGCCUCCUCGGCGCCGGCCAGCUCAUCUUCCACGUGCACCCGUUCGCAGCAGCCACAGUUGCCAGCCUUAUCCGCGGUCGCUGCCCGCCAGCAACAGUUGCUGCUGAACGGUUCGCUCAAGGGCAAGACCAAGACAUUGCCAGCCGGCGGCCACCGGGCGUCGGUGAGGAGCGAGAGUGGAAGCGGAGGGAGCAGCCACACCAUUCCGGCGACGGGCAAGAGUCCGGCGCAGGUGCCGCAAUCGCUGGCGGCCAAGAUCAGUAGCAGCUCGGCUAGCGGCAGCAAGAACUGCAACCUGCUCAGCGCCAGCAGCAACUCAUGCCACAAGCUGCAUGCCCACGCACACGGCCACGGACUGGGAGCAGCAGGCACUGGAUCAGGGACAGGAUCUGGAGCAGGAGCAGGAACUGGGCACGCGCAUUACGCAGCGGCCGCCUCGCCCAAGAGCUCGGUGAGCAGCAACGGGCAUCUGAACAAGUACUGCCUCACGGACCUCACGCGCCGCAAGGCCGAGUUCAAUCGCCAGCUCAGCGCCCCGACGGACUACACCCAUCACUUCAGCAACGGGUCGCAGCAGGAGGGCUCCUCGGAGGCCAACGAGGGUCACGAGCCGGUCGGGGAGUCCACCAUCACGGUAGCCAGUGCCGGUGUGCCAUAUCCGCAUCCGUACUCGUAUCCGUAUCACUAUCCCCAUCAGGCCUCGGCCACAGCGCCGGCCAAUCUCAAGGCGUCCCUGCAGCUCCACAGCUUCGGGGGCCACCAUCCGUGUCCUUAUCCAUCGCGGCCCACGUCCACCUCGUGCACGAACAGCUUCAACCGGCGUCACAUCCGUCGGCACAAGGGCAAGCUCGGCGAUCGCCUGCUGAGCGGCGAUAGUGAGGAAUCGGUACGCUGCUCCUAUUGCUCGGUGCUGAAUGUGAACGAGAACGACCUGCGCAUUUCGUUUGAAAACACCUGCACCGACUCACUGGUCACCGCUUUCGAUGAUGAGGCCCUGCUAAUAUGCGACCAAGGAACCGAAAUGGUACACUUUGAUGACGUGUCGUUGUACGGCACUCCGAAAGAGGAGCCCAUGCCCAACAUACCGAUCGUUUCGGAAAAAGUCUCUGCGAAUUUCCUAAAAAGUCAAUUGCAAUCAUGGUUCCAGCCGACGGACAAUCGUUUGGCCAUGAAACUGUUUGGCAGCCGCAAGGCGCUGGUCAAGGAGCGCAUACGUCAGAAAACUUCCGGGCAUUGGGUCAUACACCCGUGCAGUUCAUUCAGGUUUUACUGGGACCUUUGCAUGCUUUUAUUAUUAGUAGCAAAUCUUAUUAUCCUGCCAGUCGCAAUAUCAUUCUUCAACGAUGAUCUGAGCACACGAUGGAUUGCCUUCAACUGCCUAAGUGAUACUAUUUUUUUAAUAGAUAUUGUAGUCAAUUUUAGAACAGGAAUUAUGCAACAAGACAACGCUGAACAAGUAAUAUUGGAUCCAAAGCUUAUAGCUAAACACUAUUUAAGAACUUGGUUUUUUCUCGAUUUGAUUUCGUCGAUACCGCUAGAUUAUAUAUUUUUAAUUUUCAAUCAAGAUUUCUCUGAUUCUUUUCAAAUAUUGCAUGCCGGACGCGCCCUGCGCAUCCUGCGCCUGGCCAAGCUGCUCUCCCUGGUGCGACUGCUCCGACUGUCCCGCCUCGUGCGCUAUGUGUCCCAAUGGGAGGAGGUCUAUAUUCUGCAGAAUCUACAGAAAAGUGCUGAUCGCAGAGGGAGAAUGCACAGAAAAGACAAAGAUGGCUUGACAAAAAGCAACCUAAUUCUCAAGUUCCUCAAUAUGGCCUCGGUCUUCAUGAGGAUCUUCAAUUUAAUUUGCAUGAUGCUCCUGAUCGGCCAUUGGAGCGGUUGCUUGCAGUUCUUAGUGCCAAUGUUGCAGGGUUUUCCAUCCAACUCCUGG